CUUGAAUAAAGCAUAUCAUACCAGCAUUCAAAGAGAGCACACCUGUCCCGCGCAAAACUAGCAUGCGAUGGACAGAGGGAGGCUGCGUAGAGUCCAACCACAGCCUACAUUUGGAACAGCGGCAUUUGUGUUGCCCAAAGGUGUUAUAACUGGAGCCUUGGUCAUCGGAGCAGCAGGUCUCCUCAUCGCCAUCGGCAUUUCGUUCUACCUCGUCUUCCUCCGGAGAACGCGGGCGGUUGCUGGAGCGAAAGGGCGCCGGCGCGUUCUGUCGGGAUCAGGGCAGGCAGAUGCGGAGGUGGUUUUGGAAGACCGCCGCUGGGCACGCGGCGGUCGGAGAGGCGCUGGCGGGGGCUUGCUAGCGACGCUUCCGUCGGCUGACAGCGCGCUGCGCCCCUUCCGGGCCGUCGGCGACAGCGCUCGUGGCGCCGGCGGGCUUUCCUUCUUUAGCGGCCUCAUGGGCCGGCUGCUUAGCAACUUACGAGCGACCUCGCGGCGGGACGCAGACGACUAUGAUGACGGCUGGGACGGGGCCAGCACAGGCCGGUCCACAGGGCCCCGCUUCAUGGCGAGCACCGUCUCAGGCAAGCCGCUGCAGGUGGUGGUGAAGACCGCCGCCGUGGCGGCCCGGCACCCCGACGCCGCCUCGCUCUCACUGCCGCUCGCAUCGGGCGCCGCCGCCCCCUCCAGCCUGCCCCUCGGCCAGCAACAGCAGCAACAGCAGCAGCAGCAGCAGCAGCAGCGGCCUAGCUACGCCUUUGCUGGCCCAAAUGGCGGCGGCGGCGGCGGCGGCGGCGGCGGGAACGGAGGAGGGGGCGGCGGGCAGGUGUCGGGCGGCGGCGCCGGCGGAAUGGACCCGGCGGGUCAGAGCGCGGAGCGCUACCUCCACUCCCUGUGGGAGUCCAUGCACAGCACGGGACCGGUGGUGGGCAGCAGCAAUGCAGGCGGCGGCGGCGGCGCCAAGUCGCGAGGCGGCGCCGGCGGCGGAGGGCCAGGCGCAGGGGCAGGGGCGGGCGCGGGCGGGCCGCACAGCCGGAACGUGUCGGGUGGCGGCGCAGCGCCAGCGGCGGUGGCGGCGGCGCCGGCGCCGGCGCGCCUGGACCUAGACAGCGACGCAGCAGGACCGGGGCGGGAGCACGCAGCGGCGGUGGCGGCGGGUGUGCCGCCAGGGCUGUCGCCGCUGCGCGUAGGCGGGGGCGCUCGGAGUGGGGCGAGCGCCAACGGCCCCUCCUCGAGCAGCGCCCGCUCGGGCAUGGCGGCGGGGGUAGAGCCAGGCGGCAAGGCUGGCGGCGGCGGCGGCGGCGGCGGGACGCCCCUGGCCCGCAUCUCAAUCGGUGCGGGAGCGUAUGCGGACGGCAGCCUGUAUCCGGGCAGCGCAACAUCGGUCGGGGGCGGGGUUGGAGGCGGGGGCGGGGGCGGGGGCGGGAGCGCCGUCGGCAUCAGCCUGGGCGGCGCCGGCGACUCCAUUCCGGGUCUGUCCAACAGCUACGCGGAGGCGGCCAUGGUCGCGCUGAUGGCGGCGGGCGGCGCCGUCAGCAGCGUGCAACAGCAGCAGCGCGGCGGCGGCGGCGGCGGCGGCGGGCCCGGCGGCGGGGGCGGUGGAUCCGUGGAUCCCGCCGUGGCCUGGUACGGCAAGAAGAUGGCGGGCGCGCAGCAGGCGGCGGUGUCGACGUCGUUGGUUGCGUCAGUGGCGGCGGUGGCGGCGGGCGCGGAACCGGGGUCAAAGGCGCACCUGGCGUAGGGAGCCGCCGUGGUGGUGGUCUGCUGCAGUGGGCUGUGCGGGGCCGCAGGCGGCGGCGUUGUAGGCGGCGGGAGAGGGGCGCGUGGCUUGUGGCUUGUCAGUGAGGGGGGAGGAAAGAGGAGCAGCAGCGGCAUACCCCGCGUGGGUGCGGCUAGCUUUUUGGUUGGCCGUUGGCGAGGCGGCUGUGAGAAUGGAUGGGUGCUUUUUGGUGCGGACACGAACGGCGCAUGGGGGCGCACGGUAGUAGUGCGCCUGGUGGUGCCGGAACUCAGGUGGGGGGAUUUAAGAUGUUCACGUGACCAUUGCCCUGGCUUUGGGGUGGAGUGAAAGGGCACUGCAGAAGCGUCCGGAAGUGGGGCACUUGUUGAUUGUAGCUCAGGAAAAGCUGGCUGUUACGGGUGUGGGGAGCAAUGCGGUGGGUCUCGGCGACAAUAAUGCGGCGCUAGGGGGUGCAGAGGUGCCCCCCGGCUAGGUAUUAAUCGAUAUGAGUCAGAUUGGUCUGGAAGACGCGGGUUGGUGUGCGUGUACUGGCUGCAGCCACGUCUGCGGUAGGCGGCAACUUCAAGUGUGUUGGGGGGGGGGGAUAGGCGGAAGCGCGGAAAGACUUGCCAGGAGAGGAGUCGGUGUUCAUGUUAAGCUUGCCUGGAAGGGGUACUACCACGGUACGCUUGAGGAGCAAGCUGUAAUGUCAAGGUUCC
Molecule: messenger RNA, 2436 nt
Organism: Chlamydomonas reinhardtii
Lineage: Eukaryota; Viridiplantae; Chlorophyta; Chlorophyceae; Chlamydomonadales; Chlamydomonadaceae
Exons: 4
Coding region: 68-1738 (556 amino acids)
Source: RefSeq, a predicted model, not a curated record